AUGCUAACCAUCUCCAGGGUCCAACUAGGAGAGUUAGGACUAGAAGGGAAGCUAGAGACUCUCAAAUUCUCAGCUCUGCCAUCACUCGGAGUUCUUAACCUCAGUUAUAACCAUCUGCAUGGAUCCAUCCCUGCAGCCAUUUCAGCUAUCUCCAAGCUCACCAUCCUUGAUCUAUCUACCAACGGUCUCACAGGCAUCAUCCCAUCAGAGCUUGGUAAUUUGACAAGGCUUAAGACCUUGCUUCUCGAUCAAAAUCAGAUAAGUGGCUCCAUACCUUCUUCUUUAGGAAAGCUUAUGAACCUAAAUUGCCUUAAAGUAUCAGAGAACAGAAUUAGUGGACUCAUACCUUUAGAAAUUGGCCAAUUGUCAAAGCUACAGUUUCUCAACAUCUCCUCUAAUAACCUGGUGGGAAAGAUCCCAAAGGAGCUUGGCAAUUUAUCACAUAUAUUUCACCUAAACAUUAGCAACAAUAAUCUCACAAGAACAAUACCACCAGAAUUUGGUGAUCUAUCUUCAUUAGAAGUUCUAGAUCUCUCAAGCAAUAAUUUGACAGGAGAGAUACCGAUAUAG
Molecule: messenger RNA, 570 nt
Organism: Dioscorea cayenensis subsp. rotundata (Guinea yam)
Lineage: Eukaryota; Viridiplantae; Streptophyta; Magnoliopsida; Dioscoreales; Dioscoreaceae
Product: probable leucine-rich repeat receptor-like protein kinase At1g35710
Exons: 2
Coding region: 1-570 (189 amino acids)
Molecular function (GO): protein binding
Source: RefSeq, a predicted model, not a curated record